Molecule: messenger RNA, 1848 nt
Organism: Dichotomopilus funicola
Lineage: Eukaryota; Fungi; Ascomycota; Sordariomycetes; Sordariales; Chaetomiaceae
Product: glycoside hydrolase
Exons: 5
Coding region: 1-1848 (615 amino acids)
Biological process (GO): carbohydrate metabolic process
Molecular function (GO): hydrolase activity, hydrolyzing O-glycosyl compounds
Source: RefSeq, a predicted model, not a curated record
AUGCGCCUCCUCCCCACCCUCAUCAGCCUGCUCCUAGCAUGGCCCAACACCGCCUCCGUAUCCGCAACCUCCCCCUACCAGCUCCAAACCCCACCCCUCGACACCCCCUGGACCAGCAAAGCGCCCUCCAACCCCUGGCCGCAAUACCCUCGCCCCCAACUCCGCCGCGAUGCCUGGAAGUCCCUCAACGGCAUCUGGAGCUACCAGCCCUCCUCCACUGCUUCCACCCCCGACACUAGCCAGUUACCCUCUCUCCCGCUGUCCAAAGAAAUCCUCGUGCCGUCGUGCAUCGAGAGCGGGAUUUCGGGGGUCAUGGAUAUGAGUUUUAGCGUUACGCAUAUGUGGUUUGGGACGACUUUUGGGGUGCCGCGGCACUGGGCGGAUCGCGGGAGGAGGGUGGUGUUGAAUUUUGAGGCGGUGGAUUAUCAGACGACGGUUUUUGUGAAUGGGGUUAAGGUGGGUGAGCAUACGGGGGGGUAUACGAGGUUUGGGGUGGAUGUGACGGACCAGUUGAAGGAGGGGGAGAAUGUUUUGCACGUCUUUGUGUUUGACCCGACGGACGACGAGAGCAUCCCGCAGGGCAAGCAGACCAAGCGGCCGUCGCACAUCUUUUACACCCCCUGCUCGGGCAUCUGGCAGAGCGUGUGGCUUGAGAGCGUGCCCAAGAACUAUAUUUCUUCGCUCGACCUCACGGCGGACAUGCACGGCGAGGUCACCGUCACAGUCCACAGCGCAACCCAAAAAUCCACCCCCAUCGAAAUCUCCCUCGCCAGCCCCCACGGCGAAGUCGUCGCCACCCAACAACAUGUCUCCGACAAAACCUUCACCUUCCAAGUCUCCUCCCCCCAACUCUGGUCCCCCGAUUCCCCCACCCUCUACAACGUCACCGUCCAGCUCGGCGACGACGAAGUCCACAGCUACACCGGCUUCCGCACCAUCGCCACCGGUCGCGUCAACGGUAUCCAACGGCCCUUGCUCAACGGCGAAUUCGUCUUUCUGUUCGGCCCGCUUGACCAGGGGUACUGGCCUGAUGGGAUUUACACCCCUCCUACCCCGGACGCGAUGGUGUAUGAUCUGAAAGUGAUCAAGGGCCUUGGUUUUAACAUGGUGCGCAAGCACAUCAAGGUGGAGCCAGAUCUCUUCUACGAGGCGUGUGACAGGCUCGGGUUGAUGGUGAUCCAGGAUAUGCCGUCGAUGCGGGUGUUUGACAAUUCGCGGGCGAGUGCGGAACAGGAGGCGGAGUUUGAGAGGCAGUUGGCGGUGGUGGUGGACGAGCAUAAGAGCUACACGUCGAUUGUGGCGUGGGUCAUUUAUAAUGAGGGCUGGGGCCAGUUUACGGAUGGGUAUGUGUUGACGGAUCGGGUUAGGGAGUGGGAUCCGACGAGGUUGGUGGAUAGUACUACGGGGUGGAAUGAUUUUGGCGCGGGGGAUUUUUCUGACAACCACCACUACGCCGAACCCCAAUGCGGCACCCCCUGGUCUUCACUCCCCUCUUCCCCCCACGACUCCCGCCGCAUCGGCUUCCAAGGCGAAUACGGCGGCAUCGGUCUCCGUCCCGCCGACGAAAACCUCUGGCCCCUCCAAGGCGCAAUCGACACAAUCAACCAGACCUACGAGCUCCACGCCACCGCCGAAUCCUACCACUACCGCGCGCACACGCUGAUGACCCUGCUGCGCGAGCAGGUCGAGAAAUAUGAGUGCAGCGGGGCGGUGUAUACCCAGACGACGGAUGUGGAGGGUGAGGUGAACGGGUUGAUGACGAUGGAUCGGAGGGUUGUGAGGGUGGAUGUGGAUGCUUGGAAGAGGGAUAUUAGGGGGGUUUAUGAGGCUGCGAGGGGGAGGGUUUAG